AUGAAGGCGACCACGGGGGCCUUCGCCCUUACUUUCAUCACAUCGGUUGCAGCGCAUGGAUUUGUGAGGAGCGUGAAUGUUGAUGGAGCCAUAUAUCCCGGUUUCAACCCGCAUAUGGACGGUGAAUUGGGCGCAAAGCGGAUAGUAUUCGGUUUCGACGCCAGCCGCGCCAACGUCGACGGAACCGCCGCAAUCACCGACCCCAACGCGCCCGGCCUCGCGUGCAACAGCAAGCCCACCCCACCCGGCGACAAGGCCGAAGCGCGGGCCGGCAGCCAAAUCGAGUUCCGCUGGACCGAAUGGCUCCCGAGCCACCGCGGUCCGAUCACCACCUACAUGGCGCCUUACGAGGGCGACAUCGCCGCCGUCGAUGUGAAUAAACUGCAGUUCUUCAAAAUUGAUGAAGAGGCGUUGUAUGCGGACGAGCAGUUCGGGGAAAUAGACGAUGUUCCCUGGGCGGUGAAGCCGAACUGGGCGACCGACAAGAUGAUCCAGGCGAACGGCGUGUGGAACGUCACGAUUCCGUGGGAUAUCAAGCCGGGGAACUACGUGGUCCGCCACGAGCUGCUCGCGCUGCAUUUCGCGACCGAGCACAGUAAUUAUAAGAGUUUCGGCAUCGUGGCACCGCAGUUCUAUCCGUCUUGCUACCACGUCGGGAUCACUGGGAAUGGAACCGCCACGCCGACGGGCGUCACAUUCCCCGGCACAUACCAACCGACCGAUCCGGGGCUGAUCUUUGACAUAUACCAGAACAAGACUGAGUAUCCCAUUCCCGGCCCGGCAGUGUAUCUUCCCAAAGGCCCGGCGCCAGAGCUAGAGGCAAAGGAGCCGAGAAUCAUCAGUCCGACGGGGGAUCCGGCGAAGGAUGCGGAGUACAUGAAAGCGAUGGAGGGCGAGCUCAGCUUCUAUGCAAACAUAACUAAUCGCAUCUACAAGGUCGGAGGAUGA
Molecule: messenger RNA, 948 nt
Organism: Eremomyces bilateralis CBS 781.70
Lineage: Eukaryota; Fungi; Ascomycota; Dothideomycetes; Eremomycetales; Eremomycetaceae
Product: glycoside hydrolase
Exons: 3
Coding region: 1-948 (315 amino acids)
Source: RefSeq, a predicted model, not a curated record